AUGUCAGCACCAAAAUCGUCGUCCGUCGACGAUGACAGGGAUGCGUUUAGCAAAUUAUCAGCACCAAAAUUCUUGUCAACUGAAGAUGAUCUGCACGUCGCGUGGGAGAAGGUUGUGAGAAAUUUCGUGGAUGCAUCGAAGGCAAAUCCUUCGAGCGAACCGACAACAAUAAGACAAGUGCUCGACAACGUCAAUUCACAAACCGCCGACGACACAACCAAAGCGAGGGCAAAGGGGAUUGUUAUGAACAUUUUGAGUUCUGUCCAGAUUCUUGGGGAAUUUGUUGCAGGCGCCUCGAGCACUGCCUUUCCCGCUAGCCAGCCAUGCUUCAACGCCCUCAACUUGGUCAUCGGGGCCGUGAAAAGAUAUCACAAGAUCUUUGAAGACCUUUUCAUCCUCCUAGAGCGUGUCUCUGUCUUUCUUGGGAGUCUUCGCAUCUACUUCGAAGAGAAAAAUACCGAUGUCAAUUUAGAUACACGGUUGCGACCGACAGUUUAUCGGGUGCUUGAGCACUUUAUGGAAAUUAUGACGCUAGCGAUCGAACUUAUGCAUCGCAAGAGCAGACUAAAGUUGGCUGCAAAGGAGUUCUUUUUCGGCAUAACAAGUGGCGUCACCGAUGCGCUGGGCAAGCUGGAGACCCUUGUAUCUGACUGUGUAAAUAUGCAGGUCGCCGUGAUAGGUCAAGACCUUUCGAAGGCUGCUCGCGACAUUCGCACCCUCGAUGGCAAAAUGGAUGUUCUGGACGGCAAGAUCGAUUCGGUUGUCAACAUCAUGGGAAGGCGAGAAGAGCAAGAGAAAGUUCAAGAAAUGCGUAUCCAACUGCGGAAGUGGUUACGUAUCGGUGAAGAAGAUAUUUGGAGAAAUCAUCAUAACACAAUUCGCGACCAACGUACCGACGAAACCGGCGACUGGCUCUGCAAGGAGAAUAGUUCAUUCGUACAUUGGUGCGACGCGAAUAGCGACGCAAGUAAUGUAUUUCUCGUCACGGCCGAUCCAGACCGUGGCAAAUCAUUCCUAGCGUCAGCUGUAAUUGAUCACAUCGAGGAUCCGAGCUUCGCUUCUGGGGGCUUUUCUUCUCUGGCUUAUAGUUAUUACCAGGCCACCAUCCGCGAGGAUUCCAAAGCGUCAUCUCAAAAAAACAUCAAACAGAGCAGCCAAGGCGCAGUACAACCGGCUCUACAAGCAACGAGUCGUGCUUUAUGUAGCAUUGUUUGGCAGCUGUCCGAAGCCGACGAACAUUACCGGGAUUUCGUGUUUGAGAAGCAUAAAUAUGACGCUUGUAAGAUGAAAGCCAUCGAAAUCUGGAAUGAGCUUAUUAUCAGCUAUAGCCCGUCAAGAAGAUCAUCAUACUUCAUCGUCAUCGACGGGAUACAAAAGGCAGAUCGGGAAUUGCUUGAAAGCAUGAUUAAGUGGGACCCAAGGCAAAAAAGCUUACUGCGUGUUCGCGUAUUUGCUACAUCCAAGUCUCACGCCGGCUGGAGCAACACAGUCAUCAAUCAUUCUUUGCGAAUUUCCCUCGAUCGUGUUUCUCAUCGCCAAGAGUUUGUGCCUAGUAUCGCUGAUGUUAAGAAGAUUACCAACGCUCGGCUUGAUAAAACUUCGAUCUUCCACGACAAGGCUCCACAGACUAUACGGAUACGGGAACAAGUGUUCGACGUUGUGACCCGUCAAAUCCAGAAUGAAUUUGCACGCCUGAGUCUCGUCCUCAACGAAAUCGAAAACUGCGUGAAUUCCAGGCAGAUUGAGAGAAUACUUGAAAGAAUCGAAGAAUCCAUCGAAGUGAAUCUAGGCCGACAGAUCCGCUCUUUGAAUUCCAAGUUGGCACCAGAUGAGAUAAAGGAAGUCAAUGCUCUUAUCUCUUGGCUGGAAGCUCCCAAGACAUCGUUUUACUUCUUAUUUGGGACACCAUGUUUGCUCGCUGAACAAUACGUUGAUGUUAAGCUGGAGUCACCACGACUUACACCUCUUUCGGAGCGUAUAGCACAACGGUACUCGUUGCUGUUUGAAGUAGAUGACGAUUGCAUCAGGUGGCGCUAUCCAGAGAUUCAGCAGUAUUUGAAGCAAGAUUUCGAAGAUCAGCAGAUUCUAGAAAACAUGAAUAAGAGGCGAGGAAAACGAUCUUCUAAAACAGACCUGGAAGAGCUAGAUCUCUUGGAGCUGGUCAUACGGAACAAUCUCAGCACGGUUUUCGGUACGCGGGGUGUCGAGUUGUUCGAUCAAUAUGAGCUUGGGGAAUACUUCGCAUUGCAAAGAGCUCAACAUACCAAGAUGAUCUGUGCUGACGAAAAGAGUAGUCGAUACUCGGUCUUACUCAUAUGUCUGCGGGUCCUAUGCGAGGAUAUGAGCCCGCGCGCGGUGAAUCGUCUUUGCACCUACUCUCGGCGAAAUCUGAGUACUCAUCUUAAGUGGGACGAGAAACAAAAGCUGAAAGCAAAGGAAAACCAGGCGAUCGGUCGCUUGCUGGUGAAGCUACUUCGUAAUGAUACCGUCAUAGAUCACUGGAGUCAGGAAGCUAGUCAUGGCAUCACAGAUUGCUUUACCGCCGGUCCAAAAGGCGACCCGAUUUGGAAAUGGUUGAAGAAAAUGAGCAGGUCGGAAGGCCCAACAGAUCUUGAAGACAAAGAAUGGUUUUCAAAGCUUCCCACGCAAAAAGAAGAUAGUUCUUCAGCCCACUGGGACUACGCGAUUGACAGAAUUCUCGAUGGCUGGUCCACGCGACAGCGCGAUACGUGGCACACCAUAUGUUAUUUAUCUGGUAAAUUGGAACCUAAACAUGUCCAAGUAUGGUUACGGGAUAGACAUCAUAAGCUCGACCCUAUUCUCUUGAUCAAACGUUUGAUGCAGGAGGCCGAUACGGAAUAUCAUUAUGACGACCACAAGAGCUGGAUAUUGAAAACAUGUAACGACAUCAUCAGAACGAAUGCGGAUGCUUGGUGGGCGCUGUUCUAUAGCGCGAAGGUUUCAACGGAAGAUGGUUCAAGUGCGGACGUCACCAUCGAAGAUGAUUCAAGUGCCGAGACUACGACUCAAAAAGAUCAAAGUACUGGGUCAACCAAUGGUCUCAAAGAAGCAAUCAGUCAUCUCAAUACCGCAAAGUCUUCAACAACGAAAGACAAAGACUUCCAUGAUUACUACUGGACCAGGAUUCUGCCUUUGCUUGCCCGCUGCCAGAUCCUAGACCUGGACAUGGAGGGAGCUAUGGAAUCGUACUCGGAGAUGAUGAAUGAUGCAAGCAGCAGAGGGGCACUCAAGAUGAGUAUGCUCUGUUCAUUCAAGCCUACCAUGAUUGCCACGUUCUUAGAGUUGGCCGGAACAAAGACGGUGCCCGGCGAAACCAAUAACUGGCUCCAUGAGUUGAUCGCAAGUGUCGAUUCGUCUGAGGCUGCUCUCUCAGUCAGUCUUGCAGCAUACCACGGGAAAAACUGGAGUGACAUUCACCGCGCAAUCAAUAAGGCGGUUAAGCAACUGGGCUCGGAGAUUGCCAAUAUUAACGGUGACAAGACAGCCGAAACAGAUGUCUUUGGACAAGACGAUGAGGACUAUGACAUAUGGCAGAAACAUAAGACUCAGAAGUUGUUGAAGUCAGUUCUAGCUUCCAUUCUUUGGCACAGAAGCGACAACGCAGAAGAUCACAUAGAGGCUCUGGGUCUCUGGCAAGAGGUUGGGGCUACGGAAAUCUCCCUCAGGGUGCUUAUAAAACACUCUAAAGCAAAAACCGUGUAUGAUCUUUGGAAUACAGAUGAUUUGUAUGACCGCUACUUCAAAACAGCCAUCUUUGAAGUCUGUCAGGAGAAACGCGAUGUCCGCUCAUCUGCAAACAUUAGGUCGCACUUCAUAGCUGCGCGGGUAUUCAUGAAUCUUGGAGAUCGCGAAGCGGCAGAACGGCUCAUCUCAAAGCUACUGGAAAAUAAAGAUUACGGCGAGAACAUAGCUCCAGACGAACAACUAGAAGAGUACGGCAGGGCUUGUUUUGCCCUUGGCGAAGACCAGCGCGGCCAUGACCUCUUUGGACAUGUGACCACACAUGACUUUGCCAAACAUGAAGGCUGUCAACAAACAUGCGGACCAGAACUCCCGAACGCAGAAGCCGUAGUUUAUCUCUGCAGAGAUUGCAUGUGCUUUCUGAAGCCGCACUGCCUCAAUGCACUCGAAAAUGGUGUCUGGACAGCAGGCUUCUGCGAUCCAGAUCAUCAUCGCAUCAUGCUGCCACCUCCAUUGACCAAGGAUGGCAGGAAUCAUAGCGCUGCCAUGGAUCUGGUGACAGAUGUCGGCAUCAAACAUGGCUGGCUGGAGGGCCCCAGUGACGAAGAAUUGGAAGUUCGAGAGAAUGGUGUGCUGGAGGCGCCAAGGUCGAGGGCAUCAUUCCAUAGUAUUGACGAGGUGACUAUCGCGGCCCAAGAGUGA
Molecule: messenger RNA, 4404 nt
Organism: Alternaria burnsii
Lineage: Eukaryota; Fungi; Ascomycota; Dothideomycetes; Pleosporales; Pleosporaceae
Exons: 2
Coding region: 1-4404 (1467 amino acids)
Source: RefSeq, a predicted model, not a curated record